Molecule: messenger RNA, 2851 nt
Organism: Centropristis striata (black sea bass)
Lineage: Eukaryota; Metazoa; Chordata; Actinopteri; Perciformes; Serranidae
Product: TGF-beta receptor type-2-like
Exons: 7
Coding region: 153-1781 (542 amino acids)
Biological process (GO): cellular response to growth factor stimulus; protein phosphorylation; transforming growth factor beta receptor signaling pathway
Cellular component (GO): signaling receptor complex; plasma membrane
Molecular function (GO): metal ion binding; activin binding; transforming growth factor beta receptor activity, type II
Source: RefSeq, a predicted model, not a curated record
UACUCUGCUCCUUCUACCCGGAGCUGUGGAGGCGUUCUUGGGGAAGAAGCAACAGGCGGACCGAAGAAAGUCCGCGGAGUCUGGAUAUUAAACCCGGUGUCAAGGCUUCGGUUAAUUAAUGAGAAAGAGGGCAGUCUAUAGUCCGUCUCUAAAUGGAGCUACUUCGGUUUUCCGCUUUUUGGUGUGGAGCGAUACUCUUUGGUAGUAUUCAGCUCGAGGAGGCGGGAGCCUCUAUAAUGAAGAUAAAAAGGCUGUGCAAGUUCUGUGAUGUGCAUCCCACCAGCUGCAAGGGUAAAGGGAGCUGCAAGGUGGAGUGUGAGAUCACAGCCAUCUGCCCCAACGACGACGAUGUGUGUGUCAGUAUCUGGAGGAAGAAAGAUGACAAUUACACCUUUGAUACACUCUGCCACAACCGCUCUCAGAAGCUGCACGGCCUGGUCUUGGAGGAUUACAACAAUAGCAAGUGUGAGAUGAAAGAGAAGAAGGGCAUGGGCUCUCAGUUCUUUAUCUGCUCCUGCUCUGAGGAUGAGUGCAACGAGCACAUCUUCUUUAACUCCUCCCCUGAGUCCCAGGUGGUGGCCGUCAUCUUAGUGAGCCUGGUGCCUCUGCUGGUUAUGGCGGUUUUCGUCAUCACUUCCUUCUACUGUUAUCGUGUCUACCGCCAGCGGCAGGCCAACUCCAGACGCAAGAGGGGUCCUCCACUGGACUUCAGCGACGCUCACGCCAUCAUGAUAGACGACGAGGGUUCAGACAGCAGCUCCACGCACGCCAACAACCUCAACCACAACACGGAGCUGCUGCCCAUCGAGCUGGACGUUCAGGUUGGAAAGGGACGCUUUGCAGAGGUGUACAAAGCCAAGCUGAAGCAGGGCUCAACCGUCAGCGAGGAGCAGGGCUUCGAGACGGUGGCUAUUAAGAUCUUCCAGUACGAAGAGUACGCCUCCUGGAAGAACGAGAAAGAGAUUUUCUCUGACGCAGACUUGAAACACGAGAACGUGCUUCACUUCCUGACGGCAGAGGACAGGAAGGUACAGAGACAGUGCUGGCUGAUCACAGCGUACCACCCGAAAGGAAACCUCCAGGAGUUCUUGAUUCACCACAUCAUCAGCUGGCACGACCUGUGGCUGCUGGGGGGCUCGCUAGCGAGUGGAGUGGCGCACCUUCACAGCGACCACACACCCUGCGGCCGCUACAAGGUGCCAAUUGCACACAGGGACAUUAAGAGCUCCAACAUACUCGUGAAAAGCGACUUGACCUGCUGCCUGUGUGACUUCGGCCUCGCCCUGCGCCUGGACAAUGCUCUGUCUGUGGACGAGCUGGCCAACAGUGGGCAGGUGGGAACAGCCAGGUACAUGGCCCCGGAGGUGUUGGAGUCCAGAAUCAACCUGGAAAACAUUGAGUCUUUCAAACAGGCCGAUGUUUACUCCAUGGCUCUUGUUCUGUGGGAGAUCAUCUCCAGGUGUAACGCAAUCGGAGAGGUGAAAGAGUACGAGCCGCCCUUUGGGAACCUGAGGGAACACCCGUGUGUAGAGAGCAUGAAGGACAGUGUUCUCCGAGACAGAGGACGACCUGAGAUCCCCAACAGCUGGAUCAAUCACCCAGGCAUCCAGAUGGUGUGCGCCUCCAUAGACGAGUGCUGGGACCACGACCCGGAGGCCCGUCUGACAGCCCAGUGUGUUGCUGAGCGCUUCGACGACAUGGAGUACCUGGACAAGCUGUCAGAUCGCUCCGACUCAGAGGAGAAGAUCCCCGAGGAAAUCCUAAUGGUGGAUGAGAAGUAGAGCUCAACAGAAACACUGCCCCCACCAGGGUGGAAGAGGAACUACAACCAAGCAGCUGGGAGACAAAGAAACUCCAGUGGAUGUUGUUUGCUAUCAGAAAUAUGUACUGACACAGGAGCAAACUGGAAAAACAUUUAGAUGAACUGAUACCACAGAUGGACACAUCAGGACCAACCAUACAAUAAACACCAAUGACCGACUUGAUUUUCUUUCUACAUGCUUUAAAGACUGGACCAAGUCAUAAGCAAACAGGGAAAUUGCGUUAUAAAGCUUUUUUUAACCAAAUACUAUUUGCACUUUAUCAUUAUCUAUGCACACCAAGUGAUAUGUAUAAUUUUUUUUGACAAUACAUUUCAGGUAUAGGAAAUAAAGAGAUAGCAUGUGUAUAUAGAAAAGAGGGUAAAGGGGAGCAAUGUAAUAUAUUAAGACAUUUAAUAACGCUAAUAUCCCCUGUAUAGCGUAUUUGACUGCAUACUUUAAGAUUUUUUUCCUCCGUGGCCUUGGAUCGAUGUCUGCAGGACUGGAUUCAAGGUGCAGGUAUAAUUUCUUGUGGCGUGAAAUGGAAAUUACCCACAGCAAAGAAAUAGAAAACCCAUCCAAGGCAGUAAUCUGCAGGGAAAGCUGAUACCAUAUCUCAAGGACUAUGAAUUGUGAAAUAAAGACAGCAAAUUCAGCCUGAAAGGUAAAAAGGAAACAGAGUGUGUGUGUGUGUGUGUGUGUGUGUGUGUGUGUGUGUGUGUGUGUGUGUGUGUGUGUGUGUGUGUGUGUGUGUGUGUGUCUGUGUGUGUCUGUGUGUGUGUGUGUGUGUCUGUGUGUCUGUGUGUGUGUGUUACUCAGAGGACUCUGAUCUCGGUCUGUUUAAUCAGACCAAGAGAAUAAAGGGAAUAGAGAUAACUGUAAAGGACUAAACAGGACGUUCCAGCUCGCUGCCUAUGUAUAUGCUAUAAAAGCUCAUCUAGACAUUUUGUUACAGAAAAGGGAAUUCUGAUCCAGUGGUCAGAAAAGAUUUAUAUCAAAGUCAUUUUUUGUAUUAAACUUUAAAGCCAUAAUUAAAAGUGUUACAGAUCUCA